Molecule: messenger RNA, 922 nt
Organism: Spea bombifrons (plains spadefoot toad)
Lineage: Eukaryota; Metazoa; Chordata; Amphibia; Anura; Pelobatidae
Gene: ARV1
Product: ARV1 homolog, fatty acid homeostasis modulator
Exons: 6
Coding region: 108-812 (234 amino acids)
Biological process (GO): sterol metabolic process; regulation of plasma membrane sterol distribution; intracellular sterol transport
Cellular component (GO): cortical endoplasmic reticulum; Golgi apparatus
Source: RefSeq, a predicted model, not a curated record
UGGUGGGAUUGUUGUGUGCUGUCAAAGUAGGAGAGGUUGGUGCUCCGGUGUCAGGUUGGCAAUUGAGAGUUGUGGCUUCUUCACCUGCUCCGUGCCGAGCUGGAAAGAUGGAGAUAGAAAAGAGUUCCGUUUACAGAUGCAUUGAGUGCAGCGAGGAGUCCAAAGAGCUCUAUAAAGAUUACAAACAUGGAGUGUUGAAGAUCACAAUCUGUAAAGCUUGCCAGAAACCAGUAGACAAAUACAUUGAGUAUGACCCAGUCAUCAUAUUGAUUAAUGCAAUGCUCUGCAAAGCCCAGGCAUACCGACAUGUCCUCUUCAACACAAAAAUUAACAUUCAUGGGAAGCUCUGCAUAUUUUGCUUACUCUGCGAGGCUUACAUCAGGUGGCUGCAAUUGCCGGGCUCCAGCAGUAACACUGACCCUGGAGAUCUAAUUCGAUAUGCUAAAGAGUGGGAUUUCUACAGGCUGUUUGGGAUAGCUGCUCUUGAACAAUCUGCAUUCAUUGCUGGCAUCUUCAUUUAUUGUUCUGUUAUGCCUGGUACCCUGAAAUCCCAUUCGGAUUAUAUUUUGCUUCUGAAGGCACUCUUGCUGUCCAGUUAUGGGAAGCUCCUUUUGAUUCCCGCCAUUAUUUGGGAACAUGAUUAUACCCCGCUGUGUUUCCGACUCAUUACUCUUUUCGUACUAACAUCAAACACCCAAGCAAUCCGAGUGACCUUGGGCAUAAGUCGAAUGCAGUCUUUGAUUGCCAUAUUCUUCGGACUAUUCUUCGGACUACUUUUAGAAACUGCGCUGAGUUACAUCCAAGGAACCUAAAAAAUCACGUAUUUGUUUUUGUUAAUCCAUAGCCUGGUAAAAUUUGUAAUUAUAUAAGGUAUUAUUUACUGUAUUUUCCACAAUGUAUAUUGGAACAGAAAUGUAUUAUA